Messenger RNA from Moesziomyces antarcticus, 2187 nucleotides. Its product is annotated as RNA-binding protein Nrd1. Gene Ontology annotation, biological process: mRNA splicing, via spliceosome. Bases 1 to 2187 code for a protein of 728 amino acids. Gene Ontology annotation, cellular component: cytoplasmic stress granule. The transcript has a single exon. The record is from RefSeq and is a predicted model, not a curated record. Gene Ontology annotation, molecular function: mRNA binding. Lineage: Eukaryota; Fungi; Basidiomycota; Ustilaginomycetes; Ustilaginales; Ustilaginaceae.
AUGCACGACGAGAACGCUUUACCUGCUGCCAACGCCUUUGCCUCCAACGGCUACCCGUCCUCCGCACCGUCCAACUCGACGCCGCCUGCGUCCGGCUUUGCGCUCGAUCCGCUCCAGAUGAUGAAGCGCGCCCCCUCCCAAUCAUACGACGCGCACGCUGGCCUCGGUCAUCUCGGCGCCAUCCCCAAUCCUCAGAUGCCCGACGCCGCCGCUGCUGCCGCUGCCGCUGCCGCUGCCGCCGCCAAGAAAGCGCGCUUCGUCUCGGAAGGCAACAUCCCCAGCCUCGCCCAGCACAACUUUGCCAACUUUCCGACGGGCGCAGCUGCUCAGCCUCCAUUCCUCGCCAACGGCGCCACCACCGGCCCGCAGCCUCAACCUCAGCCUUUCCCCGCCGUGCCCGGUCUGCAGCCACCAGGCAACGGCACCAACGGCACACGCUCCUUCUCGGGCAACCUCGGUCACGCCAACCUCAUCGGCGCACAAAAUGGCCAGCCUUUCGAUGCGGCUGCUGCUGCUGCUGCUGCCGCCGCCGCUCCCUUCCUGCUCUCCGGUGCGAACGGCUUGAAUCCAGCCGCAACCAUGUUCCCCAACUUUGGCGCCAACUUUGGCGCCACGCCCGGCUUUGUGCCCAACGUCGGCGUGCUCUCGGCCAUGCCGCGCCAGAUCAACCCGCUCAACCGCACCGUGUACGUGGGCAACCUGCCCGCCGACGCAUCGGUGGACGAGCUGCUCAACCUGGUCAAGUUUGGGCCCAUCGAAAACGUGCGCAUCCUGCCCGAAAAGAACUGUGCGUUCAUCUCCUUCCUCGACGGCUCCACCGCCACCGCCUUCCACGCCGACGCGUGCGUCAAAAAGGUGUCGCUGCACAACCAGGAGCUCAAGAUCGGCUGGGGCAAGCCGUCGCAGUGCCACCCGGCCGUGCUCAUGGCGGUGCAGCAGAACCAGGCUUCGCGCAACGUCUACGUCGGCCAACUCGACGACAGCGCCUCGGAGCAGUCGCUGCGCGACGAUCUGUCGCGCUUUGGGCCCAUCGACCAGGUCAAGAUCGUGCGCGACAAGAACAUCGGCUUCGUCCACUUUCUCUCGAUCCAGACGGCGAUCAAGGUGGUGGCUACGCUGCCCACCGAGCCGGCGUGGGCGGGCAAGCGCGUGUCGUACGGCAAGGACCGAUGCGCGUACGUGCCCAAGAGCCAGCAGCAGAACCAGGCGCACAACAACCAGGCGGCGGCCAUGGGACUGGCGGCGGCAGCCUCGCUCGGAUACCCGGCGGCGGCGUUUGCGGCGGCCAACAACUUUGGCGGCCAGCUGCCCGUGCCUGCAGCCAGCGGGCCUGAAAACGCGCGCUCGGCGGCGAGCUCGGUGUUUGGACCUGCGGCGGCCAUGAUGGGCGCCAACGCGGCUGCGCUCGAGCAGCUGGGCAACCGCACGAUCUACCUGGGCAACAUCCAUCCCGAAACCACCACGGCCGAGAUCUGCAACCACAUCCGCGGUGGCAUCCUGCAGAACAUCCGAUUCAUCCCCGAGAAGCACAUUGCCUUUGUGACGUUUGUGGAUCCGAAUGCGGCGCUGGCAUUCUACCACCUGGCGUCGUAUUCGGGCAUCAUGAUCCACAAUCGACGGCUCAAGAUCGGGUGGGGCAAGCAUUCGGGCCCGCUGAGUGCGGCGAUUCAGUUUGCGGUGCAGGCGGGCGGAUCGCGGAACGUGUACAUUGGCAACAUUGACGAUCCGGACGUGCUCACCGAUGACAAGAUCCGGAGCGACUUUUCGCAGUACGGCGAGAUCGAGACGGUCAACUCGCUGCGCGAGAAGAACUGCGCCUUUGCCAACUUUACCAACAUCCAGUCGGCCAUCAAGUGCAUCGAGGGCAUGAAGAGCCAUCCGGACUACCAGAACGUCAAGAUCUCGUACGGCAAGGACAGGUGCGGCAAUCCACCGCGCAGCUUGGGUGGCAAUCUGGCGCAUGCUGGCGAGGCGGGUGCGAGGAAGGUCAGCGGCUCCGUGUCGCCCAAUGCGUCGGCGCACCAGGGAGACGAGACCAUGGUGACGGCGAGCGAGUCUGUGCAGGACCUCAGUACGAUGGUAGCCGAUGCAGAUGCCUCCACGGCCGCGGCACCAGCACCCACAACGCCGUCAACAGCAGCCGCACCAGCCGCAAAAUCGUCGACCGACUCGGACCACAAGGAGUGA